AUGCAACGACCUGGCGCUGGAGGCGGCAUGCCACCACAUCAACCCUACAUGCAACAGCAACAGCAGCAUCAACAGCAAUCGAUGCCUCAGACACCAAUGAAACAACAGAUGCAACAACAACAACAACAACAACAACAACAACAGUUAAUGAAUCAAGGUCAAAUGACGCCACAAAUGCAAAUGCAAAUGGGAUAUCAUCAACAGCAGAUGGGUCAACAGCCCCAACAAAUGCAGAUGAAUCAGCAACACCAACACCAACAACCACAGAUUCAACAGCAACAACAAUAUCGCCCACAAGGGGGAAUGCCAGGACAAGGGUAUCAAGGCCAACAGCAACAGCCACAAACUCCUCAGCGUAGCAAUACUGCGAUGCAGACAUCGCCGACAUCACAGCAAAUGCAAAGACCGAUGCAAGGGCAACCUCAAAUGAUGCAGCAGCAGCAGCAGCAACCAGGUCCAAUGCAGUCGCCAAUGCCCACAAGACAGCAACCGCAACUUCAGACACCAGGUCCAAUGCAACAACCGCAGGGUGCUUCUCCUACUAUGCAAGGGCAAGGUCAGAUGCAAUAUUCACCGCAGCAACAACCAGGUCAAAUGCAACCGCAGCAAAAUAAUGGGCAAUUGGGAGGAAUGAUGGAACAACAAGGUCAAAUACAACAGCAACAACUAGCACAACAGCGGCAACAUCAACAAGAUCCUUCUGAUCCGAAUGAUACUCUUUCAACACAAGGAGGAGGAAGUGCAGAAGAAAAGAGUGGCUUCUCCAAAUUGAAAACCUUGUUUCAACCCGAUAGUAAAGGUCCCAAACUUGGUUUCCAACCGACAGCUUCCAUGGCCCGAAAGCAUGAAGAUGCCUUUGUUUCCGGCAAACGGCCCCUCUUUCAAUUUCAAGUCACCAAAUUGAGGAGUUGGAGGACGGGUUAUGUUCGACUCUUGUGUCUGUACGACGAUCAUUUUGCAACAUUUGAUCCCGACACGCAUCAAAUUACCAACACUUGGAAUUACGAUACCUUGACCAAUUACAUGGCCAUUGAAAAAGAUCAACUAUUAUUGCAAGUCAAUAAUUCAGACAAGCUCAAGUUUCAAUGUCACAAUGUGGAACGGUCCAUGGUCCUGACAGCCUUGUUGCAGUGUUUUGAAGCUGCCAUUCGAUCAGCAACAAAUGCGCCCAAGCCACAAGUUCCAAUCAUUUUGUGUCAGCGGUAUACCCGACAUGGAACCGUGGUUCCAUCGGCCUUGCAAGUCAACUCGUAUGCUUUGGUGGAAGUUCAUCCACAAUCUCAAAAGACCUUGCAGACCUAUCAGUUUGUCGACAUUUUGUGCAUUUCCUUUACGUCAGAUGAUCCAUCGGGGUUGGUCUUGUACCUCACGACAAAAAAGAUGCGACUCUUUUCCAUUACUUCAAGGUCAAGAGCUGACGUUGUCAAUGUCAUGAAGCAAAGUUACAACCGUAUCGGAUUGGAAUUGCGCAUGACGGAUUCUUGCACCAUUCCCAGCUGGAAGGAAAAGAAGCGAGACUUUCAAAAGCAAGCGGAAUCUGCGAUUGCGACCGAGUGGAAGGUCACCAAGGCAUCAAAACGGCAUGAUGCAGCUGUGGUGGGGAAUAGCGGCGGUUGGCCAGGAGGAGUGCUCAAUCGGAAAUUGUGCAUCACUGGAAGGGGAAUGGUUCUGGAAAAGGAUGCAGCGGGAAUGAUCGUAUCCUCUCGAGCCUUGUCGGAACUAUAUGCUCUCGUCCGACCAUCCGAGGCUGGAGAUACCUUGGUUUUGGAAUAUGCGGAUGGUCAAUCGCGGACCUAUUCGUCCCAACAACGAGAUUCGCUAUUGGUGUCCUUAAUUGAUGCGGCGGCUACCUUGGGCAAGAACCCGCAAGUCCACAUAUCGGAUGUUCCAUGUGGUGGGUAUUGUCUUGCCAGUUUUGCCAGCAAUGCACAGCCAGAAAAGAGUGGAGGUUUGUUUCAACCCAUUUCUAUUCCUCUGCAUUGUUUGAAGAGAGUGAAUUCAGUGUCGACGGCUGCCUUUUCCUAUGUCAAUACACAUACAGAAUCCUCCACCCAAGAAGGUGCCCCCAUGAAUCCUAUUGAAGAGUGCCGGAAUGUCAUGGAGGUUUGUCGAGAAUUCAAUGCCAGCGUCUUGCCCACGGCCGAUGGAUUACCCGGAAGUGAAAAGGACAAGCAUGUCUUGGGAUCGAUUGGAGCACUUUGGGGAUUGGCUGCCGAUUUGUUGGAAAUGACGAAGGAUCGUCAUUUGGCCGAAUUGACGGCCGGACCCAUGUUCCAGACCUUGCACCGAUUGUCCAAAACGCCAGCUGGGUACAAGAGUUCGAUCGAGUUGGCCACCUUUUUGGAUUGUUUGCCACUGCUUUGGACGAUAGACGAUCCCUUUUGCAAGUUUUGGGCAUUUCGGACCGUUUCAGUUCUGUUGUCAGCAAUUCCAGGAAACAAGCCUCGAGAUCGAGAGAUUGAAUAUGUUAACAAGUCAGUGAUUUUCAAAACUGGAGGAAUUCAAUUGGUCAAGGGACUAGUGACAUCGCUACUGAGUACCGAUACCUCGGAUUUAAUUCGAAUGGUAAUGAGUGACAUCCUGCAAAGUGUUCUUUGUUCUGGCGCAGAUACGACUAGCUCUGAAGUCUUCUCCGGCUUCAUUCAAGCGCUUGGUGAGAACUAUCAAGCUCUUUUGGGAACCUUGUAUCAACAGACACCCUUUGUCAUUGAGAACUCGGCGCUGCUACUACAUCUAUUGUCGACACAUGCUCCAGAAGUGUCUGUUCACAUUCGAGAGUCUGCCUUGUCCACUGCGAUUCUACUUCACCACUUUCAUGCCGCCAUUUUCAGUCCGUUGGAAGGAAAACGUUUUCUGUCGCGAUUUCUGUGUAGCCUCUGGUUGUCUGGCCCUGUGGACUGUCCCGAAAAGAAAUUGCUGAAACGCAUCGUCCCCAGCGGAUUUUUGGGAUACCUCAAGAUGCCUCCUCUAAGCCGUGCCGAGGAAGAGCAAUUGGAUCAGCUUGAGAGAGACGCAGUGGAAGAGAACAUUCCCGAAAGCAAUAGCAAAGAGCCAACGCCAGAAGCAGUUGCCAACACUGCCAUGCCCUCUGGGGCUGCAGGUACCAAUACUUCAAGAUUGCGAUCCAGAAUUGCGCUUGCUCGUGGGACAGCCAGGAACCAAGAAGUAACCGAAAAGAAACAUGAGAACUUUCGUAUCUUUUUUCAUGUAUUGACGCAAAAUCAUGCUCUACCAGAUUUGAUUUGGAAUCAACAAACUCGGCGAGAGCUGCGGAUUGGUUUGGAGAGUGAAAUUCAAUACAUUCAACGGGAGACCGAAGCUCGUGGUAUGCACAAAAUUGCUUGGAACCACCAACAAUUUGGAAUUGACUAUCCUUCAUUGAAAAAUGAGUUAUGUGUUGGAAAUAUCUACAUGCGUCUAUGGUUACAAGCAGGAGAAGCCUUCAUCAAAACAUGGGAUGAGCCGGUUUGCCUUUUUGAAUUGCUAUUCCGCCGUUUCCUUUGCGAGAUGGAUCGAGAUUCCAAAGUGACAAUCAUGUGCAUCCGUUGCCUAGAGAGACUGUAUUCCAUCCACGGGAAGACUAUUGGAGCCUUCCCAGACGUCAUGAUCUUGAUCAGGUCAAUGGUGUCCACUAGGAGCAUCGAAACGCAGCAUAGGUUGCUUGGACUUCUUGCGACUAUCCUCGGGGUUCAGAAAAAUGAAAACGGUGACGAGAACCGCGCAAACAUCCCCGAAAACGCGGAGCAACUACUAAAUUCCGAAAGCAUUCAGCAACUCUGUCAUUUUGUUGCAUGGGGACAUACGAAUGGCGUGCAAGUGGCGAACCUGAUGGCCCGGGUCCUUGGAAGCGAUCGGACUCACUCUGGCCUCGCAAUGAUCACGGAUGGCGGUGCAAUGCGACCGGAAGGAGAUGGAAGGAGCACAGUCGACAGCGAUACUACACUCCCCGAUGCCCAUUGCCCUCCUCUUUGGUACAUUUCAUCGUCAAGUCUUGUACCUCCUCCGGCACAAAGUAUUCGCGGUCCUUUUCGAAUUUCAGAGCUGAAGAGAAUGAUGGAUAGCGGCGAUCUGUCAGCCUUCACAUUGGUGACGUCGACUCAGGUCGAAAGCUAUGACGGUGAUGAAGAAGACGGAGACGAGCCUGGUGUCAAGGAAUCUCAUAUUGAUACUGGAAAGUGGAACCGAUUGGAUCAAGUCUGGCAGCUUCGAUGGCAGCUUUGCACCGAUGGUGACGGCAGUGGGAUCUAUUCCGCAGCUGAGGUUUCCAUUCGAGCUAUUCGUUCAUUGACGCGACUCGUAGAUUUACACAAGAGCUUGGACUCACAAGGACUUCCCUACUAUCCCAUUCCGAUUGCGAAACGAAUCAUGUGUGGUCUCGCUAGAGAACAUUCAUCCAAUGCUGGUGGCCAAGUCAAUUUGGAUUCGUUUUUGUCGAUCAUUACUCAGUCCAUUUUGUGUAAUGAUGCUACAGUUGUUGAAAAUGCUUCAGAGUUGUUACUGAAGCUCACACAGCACAACGAAGAAGCAACAGCAAAGUUUUACUUGACUGGUGUGUUCUUCUUUGCAGCUUGCUACACUGGAAGCAACUUCAGGCCUAUUGCAAACUUAUUGCACUCUACUCACUUGCAUCAGAACUUCCGCUCUGGCUUUGCUGCAGCUGCAGACACAAGCGAGCUAUCAUUGAAGGAAAGAAGCAUUCUAGGCAGUAUGCUGCCCGAGGGUGUUCUCUUUAUGCUGUACAAUUAUGGAGCAGACCGUUUCACAGAUGUCUUCGUUGGCAACCUUGAUACGCCUGAGGUUAUCUGGAAUUUUGACAUGCGAAAGCAUUUGAUUGAAAUGAUUCUUCAGCAUCUUGGGGAUUUUCCAAAGCGUCUCUGGCAGAACACAACCACAAAAUAUGAGUAUUGUCCGAUGCCUGGUGUCGCGUAUAAACGCCUUGAAAAAGAGAUCUUUUGCCACAACUACUAUCUCAGAAACUUAUGUGACGAGGUUCGAUUCCCAGACUGGCCGAUCGCUGAGCCCGUUGAAGUUUUCAGAGCAUGUUUGGAAGAGUUUAAAGUCCAGAUGAAUCGAGAUGAGACCAAAAAGGAGGAGGCGCUGGAACAAGCAACUGCAGUAUUGAAUCUCAAGAGUGGGGACGGCAGUAAAGAGCUUCGCAAGGCUUACCGCUUGUUGGCGCGAAAAUAUCACCCUGACAAGAAUCCAGCAGGCAGAGAAAUGUUCGAGGCAAUCCAAGGGGCAUAUGAGCUUCUUUUACCGUACAUUGAGAGUGGCCAGAAGAUCCAAGGGACAAAUGAGGAAAGAGCUAGGACAGGCACUGCUGGUGCCGAGUCGGCAAAUGUUGCAGAAGGUUUUGUUGGCGGUUCUGAUCAAAUGGAAUCGAUGCAACUUCUCAUCCGAACUCAGUCACUUGUCUGCCGGCGUUUCGAAGAGCAGAUGGGGCAAUACAAGUAUCCAGCGUACAAGAUACUUAUGACAUGUCUUCAGUUGCCACAGUCAUGCGAAGAAGCUCGAAGCAGUGGCGACUCAGAUUCAAUACUUGGCUCGUGUCUGAUGAAGGCAAAGAGAGCCGAAUUUGUUCGAGACGCAGUUGAGUUGCUCUUCCGAACCUGCCUUGUUUCGCCAUUGAACGCCGAAGAGUUGGUGGCAGAAUCAGGAGUUGAGGUGCUUGAAUCAUUGCUUGACUUUUAUGUCCAAGCAUCCCGAUGCGCCGACAGUCGAAACGCUGUUGGUGCAACGGACGCAUCAAAUCAAGUUAUUGUUGAAAUCUUAUCGAACGUCGUGCACACUCUGUCUGGAGUUGCAUAUUACGAGAGUGGUCGGUCUGCAAUCGCCUCAUUGCAAAGCUCUUCUCGCUUCUGUAUCAAUUGGAGGCGUUGCUUGGAUGGAAAGUCGCUGGGAUCAAAAGUUCUGCAAGUUGGAGAUUCCCUUAUUCGAAAAUAUGCUCUGGAGGGACUUGCAAACAUGGCACGGAGCGUGGAUUUGCAGAACGUUCUGAUCGGUGCUGGAAUUGUUUGGCCGGUUGGUCGAUAUUUACUCGGCUAUGACCCCACCCUAGAUGAGAACGCCAUGGCUAGAGAGAUUGCGGAUGAUGAUAUUGGUAUUUCACAAGCAGCCAGUAAUUCUCAUGCGAGACUCGCUGUCAGGGCCCUUGGGAUGCUGUGUGGAGUCUUGCAAGACAAAGCGUUCGAAUCACCAAAGAAUGUUGAAUUACAUCGCGCACUAAAUUCGAUGCUUACGGGUCCAAUUGCGUCACUACUUCGGUACAAAAGGACGGGCAACAUCCUUACAAUUUUGAAUUCAAAUGUUGAAACUCCAACGCGGAUAUGGAAUGUUCAGAUGCGAAACGAUCUGCUAAAGUUCCUCGGAGACAUGGAAACCAAGCAUCCUGAUGGGAAAAUGAUGCCCCCUGCUGAAUCACUUCAAGGUGUCAACAGUUUUUGCCAUAGAGUCCUCAAAGAUGAGCUCCGCAUUGGUGGUGUUUACAUUCGUGUUUUUAACCAAAAAGGGUUGGAACAGGGAGUGCUGCGGGACAUUAAUAACCCUGGGUUAUUUGCUCGUCGGCUCACGCACUUCAUCGCUCGGUGCCUCAACGAAAGCGAUCGGUUUCCUGAAGGUUGGGUUAAAUUGCAGAUUCUGAACGACGAUCCGGAUUUGGAUGAAUCGGAAUUGGAUGAUACCAAGCUUGAGUUUGUGCAAAUAUAUGAUCGAAGAUUUGUUGCGACAGUGGCAGCGCUUCGAAUUCUAGUGAGAGUUGACGGACUAGUUGACGAUGUCCUUUGUGAUGCUACUACAAACCUGGCGUCUGUUGUGCUAUCCUUAUUGGAGUUGCCCCAAGACACGGAGGUAUUUGAAACUGGCUGUGACAUCUUGUCAAUACUCAGUCCCAAGCAGCAAUUUGCGGAUGCAAUUGCAGCUCAAGGCGCGCUUUGGAGACUAUUGUGGGUACUGGAGAGAAGCGAUGCUACCGAAAAUGGUGGUGCGAAUACAUCUGAGCACAUUGACGUGCUUCGCAAGCAGCGAGGAUGGGCACUGCUUGAGGCGUUGUCGUCUUCGCCAUCUGUCGCAUUUAAGGUUGUAGAGUCCACAGCCUGGCUAGAGUUGUUGGGAAUUCUUGUUGGCUAUGGUGGUUUCACCAAGGCAUGGACAGCUCGUACUGGCAGUGCAAAAACACUGUCGCGACUUCUAUGGGAUCCGACGACAGGCCCGAAACUAGCGCCACUUUUGCAACGUUUCCUACCGUUGACACUUGUUGUUAUCUUGAAGGAGGAGGGCCCUGAUACGAUGCUGAACUUGUUUGAUGGAGAAAGUGAUACCCCGGAAUUGAUAUGGGAUGGAUCGAUGCGCACAGAAUUAAGACGAGUUUUGGCAGAGCAGCUCGAUCCAUGCUUGAGCAAACGACAAGCUAGUGGUGUCGGCGAUGAUCAAUUCGCGCUGGGGCCUGAAAUACUUGUGAAAUACAAGAAUCUUGAUGGCGAACUCUUCAUUGGCGGGGUUUAUGUUUCUCGUUUCCUGAAGGAGCCAACAUACAAUGUGCGCGAUCCUAGUGCAUUCCUCGAGAUGCUGCUCCAACGCUGGUCUCAUGAGCUGAACCUCGUCACCGAUAAUACUGCAGGUCCAGAGACUGCUGCUACGGCUGUGCUGACAGUCGGCGGAAACGGUACUUUGCAAUCUGUGACAGAUGCCAGUGUUUACCUCUGUAAAGUGAGAGUAAACUUGUGCGAUAAGCUUUCUCAGUGGGGUUACAUGGGACGCUCUUUGAGUUUUCUGGAUCAAGUUCUGAUGCAAGAACUGUACGGAACACCUCUUCUCAGUGUGAUGCGGCUUCUCCACGUUUCGGUAAGCAGACGCAAGAAUGUGGAAGCUCUGAUUAUUUCUGGCCAGAACGAUGCGACGAAUGGAAUUGUAGCAUUCACAAAGCUGGCCAUCAGUAGCAAUCGUCUCCACCCAGACAGCGCCUUCAUGAUCGACAUGCUGAAAAGGCUGUUCCUUGAUGCUCUGGGAGACAUAAAGAACUCUAAUGGCUUGCAGACGAGUGCAUUGGUGGGUGCAGGCAAUAUGCCAAUGGGUGCUUCGCAAAUUUACAUGGCACCAUCACCAGCACCCGGAGAGGGUCCUGUUCAACGAAACCGAGUAACCACAGGGAAUCCCUUGGAUGAUCCUCUUGCGUUUGCAAUGGCUCCAGCGGCGCCUCCACCACCGCCUCCACCAAAUAUGAGCAUGCCUCAAUCAUCCUUUCAAGUGGGUAACCAGAUGGGUACUCAAGGAAGACAAUACCAAACGCAAAACAUGAGCAGCCAAUUUUCUUAUCCAUCAUCCGGUGGAAUGGGAGUGCAUGGAAACAUGACAACUGGAUCUCGUUUCCAGCAAACGCCACAUGCAAUGGGAAACCAAGCCGCACCACCAGCGCACACUUCUAAUUCUGGGUUUCUAUCGAGUUCUUCGAGCGCAAUGUCACAUUCAUAUAAUCAGCAGAGUUCCUACAUGGGAGGAAAUGGCUACCAGCAAACCCAAGCUUCCUCGACGCCAAGGUUUCAGCAACCCUAUGUCAAUCCACUUCAAAACUUGCAAUACGCGGCACCCGAGCCUGCUACUCCGAUGAGGCAAUCAGCUCCUUCAAGUCAAUUCAACCAAGGACAAAACAUGAAUAUCAACUCUAGACAAUCAAACUUUCAACAGCAAUGGUCGCAUCAGGCUUCACAACAGCAAGCACCAAAACCGCAGACGCAGCCGCACCAAACGCAAGUGCAGACCAAUGACUACAAUUCGAGACAAACUUCCUAUAACCAUCAAGUCGGCAACACUCAGACUUCGUCAAUGUCCCAAUCGGUGUAUGAGCAACCCUCCGGUACAAACACAGUGCCAGCACAGAUGCCUUCUUCAAUUUCAGGCUACAAUGCAUCGUAUGGCUUCUCUAAUACGAAUAGUCCCCAGACGUACCAACAAAACCAACCAAAUAUCGGUACACAGUCACAAAUGAGUGCUACAGCUUCACACUCUCAGAAUUUGAAUAAUUUUGCCCAGUUACCACCACAAAUGGCUACCAACCAAAAUCAAGGACAGCCACCGCAAACGAUGACGAAUGGUGCGCCUCAAAAUAUGUCACAGGCGAUGUCUCCGCAAGACAAUUCAACCAACUUCCAACAAGGAUACAUGGGAGGGCAAGUUGUUCCCCAGCACGAUGGUCCUGAUACUCAGGGUGGACCACAAGGAUCCAUGCCGCAACCACCUCAAACAGAAGGCGCUGGAAUUGACGCACGAACCGAAGUGGACCCGAAGGAAGUUGCUGAACAAAAGACGCAGACCGAAGCAGGCGCUCCUGGGGCAGCAGAUGGGCGUCUUCCUCUCCUACAAUCGGCUUUGACUUGCGAGUUGCCAAGAUUUCUAGUAGAGGGAGUGCUGGAGAAUGCCGCACUAUCCUCCAUUAAGGAUCCGGCAGCUGGUAAGGUUCAUACAGUGGAACUAUUGAAGCUUCUCACGCAAGACCCAGGGUAUGGUUUGAAGUUUCAAAUGAUCUUGGAUGAAAUCCCAGCAUGGAAGAAAUACAAGAAGCAAGAUCACUCUCUAUUCAUAACAAACACGGAGAAACCAAUGGUGGACUACUUCUUGACGGAUGGUUCCAAUGGACCAACCAAGCUUUUGAAAGAUAGUUGA
This is a messenger RNA of Cylindrotheca closterium, 9654 nucleotides long. Lineage: Eukaryota; Bacillariophyta; Bacillariophyceae; Bacillariales; Bacillariaceae. The record is from the annotation of a GenBank genome assembly.